Penaeus monodon (black tiger shrimp) is the source of this 800-nucleotide messenger RNA. RefSeq names its product calcitonin gene-related peptide type 1 receptor-like. Gene Ontology annotation, molecular function: calcitonin receptor activity. Lineage: Eukaryota; Metazoa; Arthropoda; Malacostraca; Decapoda; Penaeidae. Gene Ontology annotation, cellular component: plasma membrane. The record is from RefSeq and is a predicted model, not a curated record. Gene Ontology annotation, biological process: adenylate cyclase-modulating G protein-coupled receptor signaling pathway. The transcript has 9 exons. Bases 78 to 800 code for a protein of 240 amino acids.
CGGUGGAUUUCGGAAAAGGUAUCAGGUGCCCCGCUGUGCACGAUGGCUUGGCUUGCUGGCCCACCACUGCCGGGGGUAUGUAUGCACUGGUACCAUGCCCGGCCUCGUUCACACUUCAUCCGAAUACCACCAAGCGCGCGUCGAGGUACUGCGGACAAGAUGGCGAAUGGGAGCCUGAUGCGGCGGAUUAUUUGGCCUGCGCUACGGAUGAUAUAUUUACGAAGGAGGGAUCGAAGAGGAGAGCCGAGGACAUGCAAGAGAGCGAUUCCUCCGCCAUCCUUCACUCGAUCAUCGCCGCCCGUCUCGAGAUGUGCGUCCAACUCAUGAACGAAAUCCCCAGGCCGACGGAUGGUCGUCUCUUCUGCCCGAGGUUGUUCGACGGCUGGUCGUGCUGGAACGACACGCCGGCGGGGGAGACGGCCUACUCGCCCUGCCCGUACUUUAUAACGGGGUUCGACCACAGGCGACAGGCGCAUAAGGUCUGCAACGAAGACGGGACAUGGUUCAAACACCCGGAUAACAACCGCACUUGGUCCAACUACACGACCUGCAUUGACCUGGAUGACCUGAUGAUGCGGCAGUUGAUCAACACUAUCUACAUCGCAGGAUAUUCUGUGUCGCUCAUCGCACUCGCUAUUUCCCUGGUCAUUUUCUUCUAUUUUAGGAACCUUCAGUGCACAAGAAUUCGCCUUCACAAGAAUCUGUUCGUCAGCUUCAUGAUCAACAAUAUCAUGUGGAUUGCAUGGUAUCUUGAAGUGGCUGGCAAACCCGAUACGGUCUUGAACAACAGUAACCCUUGA